Molecule: messenger RNA, 4404 nt
Organism: Brassica napus (rape)
Lineage: Eukaryota; Viridiplantae; Streptophyta; Magnoliopsida; Brassicales; Brassicaceae
Product: protein Ycf2-like
Exons: 2
Coding region: 2669-4306 (545 amino acids)
Source: RefSeq, a predicted model, not a curated record
ACACUAGAUUUUGACCCGCGCUUUGGAAAGCGCGGGAUUAUUUGUUUUAAUUCGGUUGUGUUUUUGUGUUUUAAGUUUAAAGAUAUAUAUAUGGAUUGGAGCUUAUAUGCUUUUAUCUGAUUAAUUUUGGAUAUUUUGUAUGCUGUAUUGGUUCUUGGUAAAUUUUUAAUUUAUUCUAAUUUGUAAUGUUAUACAAAAAUGAAUAUAUAUUUUUAUGUUUGGAUGAAAAUAUUUGUAUUUUAUGUUGAUUAUUUUAAUUUGUUUAUUACUGCACUCCUUAAAAAUUUAAUUUUGGUGAAUCAAUUUUAUACAUGUGUUUUUCAUUUGGAACAAUAACUAAAUGAAAAUAAUUAUAACAGAAAUACUAAUCAUACUCAGCCAUACAAAUAUAUAUUUAUUUGGUUUGAUAUCAUAUUAAAUUUAUUAUAUACUUUCUAAUGGAUUCAAAACGAAAAUUCCAUCUCAUUAAUUAAUAUUGGGCUUAUAAUUCAUAUAGUUUAAAUUUAUUGACCAUUGUCUUUUUCUCAUUUGUAAAACAUGAAGUGGGCUUCAGACAAACAUUUUAGCUAAGCCCGAAUAUAUCCAAUGUUUACAAUUGAUUUUAAAAUUGUGUUCUGCAUAAUUAAGUUAUCGAGAAAGAAAAGACAGAAAGUCAUGUCUUUAUUAAAAAAAAACAAAAGGUCUCUUCGUCCAAAUCGACGAUUCUGGAAACACCGAAGAAAAUUAUCCGUCUUUCAGAUCGUAUAAAGGAACACAAACGGUUAAGGAUGGAUUGAGAAGAUAAAUGAUCAAAGCUUUCCAGAAAGAGAUCUUUCAAACAUACCGGACUUUAACACGAAAUGCCCCUCCCUUUCCAUUAGAAAUGCUGAAUUCACCCCGUAAUAAAAAAAAAUAUAUUUUUUAUUUUUUUUUUAAAUAUAAAAUCGAGUAAAACGUGGUUAAAGACGCUAGGGACCUUAAUGAAACCAACUUAUUACCAACCCGACCUGCUCUACCCGACCCAACCAAACUGAACCGGAUCCUAUUCUCUAAACGAAGCGUUUUGUCUCUCUCCCUCUCCACCUAAAUCUAAAUCCCGUCUCGUUCCUCUCCGGCUUCUCUCUUGCGAUUGCGACGAAACCCUAGCCUCCGUGCGUUGUGGCUUUCUUCGUCGUCCUCCUUCGUCUAAAUCAAGAAUCCAUUAAUCUCUCCGUAGACGUCCUCUCUCCCUCUUAUUUCUCGGGUCUCAACUCUCUAGAAUCGAGAACCGCUUCGUUUCUUCUUCUUUCUCCGACGAAAUUCUAGUCUCCAUCUUCGUUCCUUUCAUAAGUGAGUAGUUUCCUCUAAGUAUUGCAUUGUUGGGAUGUAAUAAUUGAUGUUUGCUAUGCGGUUUGCAUUUGGAGUAAUUGACGGUGACUUGUUGUGUUCUUAACAGCGUUUCUAACUUCUUGUACAGGAAAUGAAGGGCCGAAAAAGAAAGAAUUCAUCUACUACGUGCGUUGGAGUCUCCAGUAGAACUAGAGCUAGAAAGGCGGUCUCAGCUGGGAAUGAGCCGGCAAGAGAAACGACUGUAGUUUCUCUCUCUGUUGAUUCAGAAAGUGAUGACAUGUCUGAUGUAUCAUCUAAGGCAAGGCAACCACCACAGCCCCUUGAAUUAUACUUCAAGAGCACAGAGUUCACGAAGACUUGCAAGAUUCAAACCAAGUGCUUUGUGAAGAAUACAGUGGACGUGAUUAAGAAGCUUAAGGAGGAGGUUAAAUGGUUCACAACCCAUCCUCAAUUUCGUCACUUCUUCCACAUGCCUGAUGAACAAUACCUGAAGCUCCAAGGAAUGUGGAUGUUACUCUUGCGCACCAUUUCGACUGAAGAAGAAGAUGUUGCAUGGUUUAGUCUGAAUGGUGUUCCCAUCCGCUAUUCUAUGAGGGAGCAUGCCCUCAUCUCAGGCUUAGACUGCCAUGAGUAUCCAAGGAAAUAUUUGAAGCUCGGGAGUACGAAGUUUGUGGAUUAUUACUUCGGUGGACUAAAGAAGAUCACCAUAACAGAUGUGGAGCAGAAGCUGUUGUCUAUGAAGAUGCCAUGCAAUGAUAGAUUGAAGAUGGCUGUCUUGUUCUUCCUUGGUCGGGUUAUCAGAGGACAGGCAAAGGAUUCCGGACCAGUAGACCCGUUCAUCUUAAGGAUCGUGGAAGAUUUGGAUGUUUGCAGAACAUUUCCAUGGGGUCGUUUGACAUUUGAAGAUGCAAUAAAGAACAUUAAGCAUAUGAUGGAGCUUCUGAAGGGUGAAGUGCACCCGGCAUGCGGCUUUCCUGGAUUCAUAAUUCCAUUAGAGGUAAAGCAUACAAUCUAGUCAAAUAUGAGUUGUUUUAUAACCGUAAAUCUGACAGCGCUACAAUAUUUGUGUAGAUUUUGGCUUUUGAGUGUAUUCCUAAGCUGGGGAAAACAUUUCGACUAUCUGCAGACACACCUUCUGAAGAUUGUCCUAGGAUGUGCAAGAGCCGCUUUACAAAGAGUAGCAUGAAGGGCUAUCCUUUGGAAGAUAUAUAUGCUGCACUUGGACACACAAAGGUAUAUGUAUAUAUACUUUGUAGUAGAAACUAGAAGAAUAUAAUAAAAUUUAAACUGAUUUUCCUUUUCUGUUUUUUUUUUUCAGGUUAUUAACAGUGUGUUGGUGCCAACUGUGGGUGAGGAAAUCAUGCUGGCUUGUAUAAUUGAUGAGGAGCGAGAGUAUCAUUGUGAGGGAAGCACAAGUGAUACUUGGAACCACUGGCUUAAUGUGAAGCAGAAGAAGAUAUUUUGGAAAGAGCUAAACGACUUAGAUGUUGCUGCACAAGUGUUUAAAAAGAAGAAGGACAAAGAAAAGGUGACGUUUUUAGAAGAUUCGUCUUCUAAAUCUGGGUUGGAGAGCUUGAAAGCUCUGGAAGAAAAGAUUUUGGGGGCCAUGAGUGAAGGGUUUUCUGGUCUUAAAUCAGUGGUGGAGGCAAAGCUGGGUGAUAUGGAUGUGAGGAUGAGUAAAUUUGAAAAGAACCAGCGCCAACUUAGAAGAAGGGCUAAGAAAAUAGAAGAAAAGCUGACUUCUAUUGAGAGCAACAAAAAUGAGGAGAGGAACUAUGGUGAAGAUAUGGAUUUUGGAUGGGAUGAUAGAGAUUAUGGUAGAGCUGAAGGGAAGGAAAAUAGUGAGAAGGCUAAGGAAGACAAGGAAAACAGUGAGUCUGGCGAGGAAAAGGAUGUGGUCUCGGGUGGGGAAAACAGUAAGGAUGGUGAGAAAGAAAACAAUGAGAAGGGUGAAGAAGAGAAAGACCAAGAACCUGAAAAAGACAAAGAAAACAGUGACUCUGUUGAGAAAGGCGAAGAAUACGUGGAGGAAUCAGAUGGAGAAAGUUCUCUGUUAAGGCUUCAGGAAAGAGUGAGAGUGCAAGCAGAAGAAUUUUGGAGGACAAUUGAUGAUGAGUCUGAGGCUGAGGAAGAGGUUGAGAAAGAGGGUGAGGAAGAGGCUGAGAAAGAGGUUCAAGAAGAGAAAGAGGUUCAAGAAGAGAAAGAGGGUGAGAAAGAGGCUGAGAAAGAGGUUCAAGAAGAGAAAGAGGGUGAGGAAGAGGGUGAGAAAGAGGCUGAGAAAGAGGCUGAGAAAGAGGUUCAAGAAGAGAAAGAGGCUGAGAAAGUAGAAUCCAAGGGAACUCCUACCUCUACCGGAGUAAUAGUCAUUACACCACGUGGUAGAACUAAGGCAGCAGCUGCGAGGAAAGCAAUCUCUAUAUCACCAGAGAUUGUUGUGGUAACAGGGAUUGCUGAGCUAGCUGAGAAAGAGGUUGAGGUAGAAGCUACUCAGACAGAGCAAGAAGCUAUUCAGACUGAGAUUGUUGAGAAAGAGGCUGAGGUUACUGAGAAAGAUGCUGAGUUAGCUGAGAAAGAGGAUCAAGAUGUGGAUGAAGAGGAGGAAAAAGCAGAGGAAAGUGAAGAUAAUUCUGUGGAGAGUCCCGCUAAGAAACAGACUGAGCUAGCUGAGAAGUCAGUUGAGGUAGAGUUAAAGACUAAGCGCAAGCCUAAGGUCAAGGUCAUAGCAGUGCCGUAUGGCAUUCCCAGAGCUGAGAGACUAGCAAAAAUGAGAGCUGAAGCUGAAAAAAAGAAAGCUAGAGCUGAAAAAAAGAAAGCUAAAGCUGAUGGUGCACCUAAGAAGAAAGACAGGCCGAAGAAGACUGAGGCUACAUUGAAGCCAUGUACGCCGCUGCCGGAGAAGAGAAAAAGUGAACCAUCACGGUGGGUGCAGUCUCCUUUCAUUGAGGGAAAGACUGAUGAGCUAGAAGUGCCAAAGAAGAAGCUUAAAACAAAAACCUAAAAUGCUUAUGUUAUGUAUAUGUAUUAUUCAAGUUAGGAUGUUAUGUUUCUGCCUAAAAUGCUUCUCUUGAACUUGUUAGGAUGUUAUGUUUCUGCUUC